CAGGAUCUUGUUUCCUGCAGCACAUUUCAAAUCCCCCUGAACCCACUCUCCCCCCUCUCUUUAUCACCAAACAGCAACCAUGGCCUCCGCUUCUGGGGUAGGGUCGUAUUCGAACCCGUUGAAGAAAUUCAAAUUGGUAUUCCUAGGCGAACAAAGCGUGGGAAAAACCUCGUUGAUUACGCGCUUCAUGUACGACUCGUUCGACAACACAUAUCAGGCUACCAUUGGUAUCGACUUUUUGUCCAAGACGAUGUACCUGGAAGACCGAACUGUCCGCCUUCAACUCUGGGAUACCGCUGGCCAAGAACGAUUCCGCUCCUUGAUUCCCUCUUACAUCCGUGACUCUAGCGUGGCAGUCGUCGUAUACGAUAUUUCGAAUGCCAAGUCUUUCCAAAACACUCGGAAAUGGAUUGAUGAUGUGCGCGGGGAGCGUGGGAACGACGUGAUCAUUGUGCUGGUCGGAAACAAGACUGAUUUGAAUGACAAGCGGGAAGUCACCACCGCUCAAGGCGAGGAGGAGGCUAAGAAGAACGGCCUGAUGUUUAUCGAGACCAGUGCGAAGGUUGGCCACAACGUGAAGCAAUUGUUCCGAAGAAUCGCCCAAGCUCUGCCAGGAAUGGAGGGUGAGGCCAAGCAGGGAGAAAGCACAAUGAUCGAUGUCAACAUUCAUCCUAAGGAGACCACCACUAACGAUGGAUGCGCCUGCUAAUCGUCCUCUAACCUCAUUAACACACCUCUUGACCGAUGAGGAGAAUCGAGUCUGUCCAUGAUGUUGCGCCAUUUAUUUUAAGAUGUACAUGUUUCCACUUUUCUGAUUGCUCGGGUGAAUAGCGUGCGUUUCGGACUUUCAGUCGAAAGCGGUUUCUUUUUUCUUUGUGCGCUCACAGCCAGCUGAGCGUUAUGACCCCCGCUCUCUUUCUCUCACUCUCUGCAUUAUAUCUUGUUUUCCUAGUCGCAGUGGAGUUGUGGACUCACUGGUGGAAGGCGUCUCUUUUUCCAACAUGGCCCCAUAAGCUCAACAUGUCAGAUAUCCUAUAAUCGAUGAAGCUGUACAAUAUGGGUACUUUUCUU
Messenger RNA from Penicillium pulvis, 1071 nucleotides. Its product is annotated as Rab family GTPase YPT6. The record is from RefSeq and is a predicted model, not a curated record. The transcript has 5 exons. NCBI's taxonomy places the organism in Eukaryota, Fungi, Ascomycota, Eurotiomycetes, Eurotiales, Aspergillaceae. Bases 80 to 709 code for a protein of 209 amino acids. Gene Ontology annotation, molecular function: GTP binding; GTPase activity.